Microplitis demolitor is the source of this 8021-nucleotide messenger RNA. It is a transcript of the gene zip, whose product is annotated as myosin heavy chain, non-muscle. The coding region runs from base 811 to 6756 and encodes 1981 amino acids. The transcript is spliced from 8 exons. Gene Ontology annotation, cellular component: myosin complex. NCBI's taxonomy places the organism in Eukaryota, Metazoa, Arthropoda, Insecta, Hymenoptera, Braconidae. The record is from RefSeq and is a predicted model, not a curated record. Gene Ontology annotation, molecular function: actin filament binding; ATP binding; cytoskeletal motor activity.
AGAGAAAGUGUGCGUUGUACGUUACAAGAAAGCCUGUGCACAAGUAAGCACUACGUGUAGUCAAGUAUUCAUAUGUGUCAGCAUCGUGUCUUUGUUUAAUAAAAAAUAAAGUAAAGUAAAGAGGGAGAAGUUAUCGCUUUGUACGUCUAUGCCAUAGCCAUGGGGGUAGAGAAAUCGGCGUUGACGAUUGGGGAACGGGAACGGUAUUGAGAAAAAGAGUCGUCGACUGGACUGGCUCACCAGUUAGAGUUAGUAGUAGUACUCUACGGCAGCGGUCGUCAGUCGAGUCUAGAAAAUUAAACGAUAAAGAGACUCACGGCAUUGUGUUUUUUACAUGUGCGGUUUUAUAAUUCAAAUAAUAUAUAUAUACAUAUAUAUAAAUAUAUACUUAUAAGCCGCUAGGCUUUAAUACAUAAAUAUACUUAAACUAAGUAAGUUUACAAUCUGCCAUUAAUUAAAAACUUAAAUAAAUAUAAUUACAUAUUUUUUAAAUUUAAAUAAAAACGGUUUGAUUUUUAGUUCGGCGUCAGCAAAUACAAGCCCGUGAUAAAAGGUGAUUUUUUUUUAUUUUUACACGAAAAAUAUAAAGACUAGAAUUGUUGGGUGUAAGAAAAAGAUAUACGUGUGCGCGUGAGUUAAUUUUUUUUUUUUUUUUUUUUUUUUUUUGUUGCAAAGACAAGAAAGGCGGUGACUCUCUCUUCUACACAUCAGUAACAGCAGCAGCAGAAUAUUGUGUGUGUAUUGGUGUGUGGAUGUAUACUUUGUGUUAUCCGUGUGUGUACGUGUGUGUGUAGAGUACGCUAAACAAAAAUGGCGGAUGGCGAUUCGAGGGUAGACCGGUCGGAUCCGGAGCUGCGUUACCUAUCAGUUGACAGGAAUAAUUUCAAUGACCCGGCAACCCAAGCAGAAUGGACCCAGAAAAAAUUAGUCUGGGUUCCUCACGAGACCCAGGGCUUCGUCGCCGCGGGGAUCAAAGGCGAGCGCGGUGAUGAGGUCGAGGUGGAAAUCGCCGAAACCGGCAAGCGGAUACAGGUCGCCAAGGAUGACAUCCAGAAGAUGAAUCCUCCUAAAUUUGAUAAGGUUGAGGAUAUGGCGGAAUUGACGUGUCUCAAUGAGGCCUCGGUACUUCACAAUCUCAAGGACCGGUACUACUCUGGACUAAUAUAUACGUACUCUGGGCUGUUCUGUGUAGUCGUUAAUCCUUACAAAAGGUUACCGAUUUAUACAGAAAAAAUAAUGGAACGGUAUAAGGGCAUAAAAAGACAUGAAGUACCUCCUCACGUUUUUGCCAUCACCGACACUGCCUACCGUUCUAUGUUACAAGAUCGUGAAGACCAGUCCAUACUUUGUACCGGAGAAUCCGGAGCUGGAAAAACAGAAAACACUAAAAAAGUUAUUCAGUAUCUAGCCUACGUCGCUGCUUCAAAACCUAAAUCAAAUGCCACCCCAAGUCCGGCGUUAAUAAUCACUGGAAGUGCAUCGGAUAAAUUUGCGGGUGAAUUGGAACAACAACUUCUGCAGGCAAAUCCUAUUUUAGAAGCAUUUGGAAAUGCUAAGACAGUUAAAAAUGAUAAUUCAUCAAGAUUUGGUAAAUUUAUAAGAAUAAAUUUCGACGCAAGUGGUUACAUUGCUGGUGCAAAUAUCGAGACAUAUCUACUAGAAAAAUCACGGGCAAUACGUCAAGCUAAGGAAGAACGAACGUUUCAUAUAUUUUAUCAGUUACUAGCUGGCGCGUCACCAGAGCAAAAGAAAGAGUUUAUAUUAGAGGAUCCAAAACUGUAUCCAUUCCUGUCUAAUGGCGCGCUGCCAGUGCCCGGAGUCGAUGACGCAUCUGAAUUUUCAUCAACCGUUAAGUCAAUGCACAUAAUGGGCAUGACUAAUGAGGAUUUUUCAUCAAUAUUCCGUAUCGUGUCUGCAGUGAUGCUCUUCGGGUCGAUGCAAUUCCGGCAGGAGCGCAACUCGGACCAAGCAACACUGCCAGACAACACCGUCGCCCAGAAGAUUUCCCAUCUACUGGGCCUCAGUGUCACUGAGAUGACGAAGGCAUUUCUCAAGCCGCGCAUCAAAGUCGGCCGCGAUUUCGUAACAAAGGCGCAGACAAAGGAACAAGUUGAGUUCGCCGUCGAGGCGAUAUCCAAAGCUUGCUACGAACGUAUGUUCCGUUGGCUGGUCAACAGAAUAAAUCGUUCGCUGGACCGCACGAAACGUCAGGGCGCGAGUUUUAUUGGAAUUCUCGACAUGGCGGGAUUUGAAAUAUUCGAAUUAAACUCUUUCGAGCAGUUGUGUAUAAAUUACACCAACGAAAAACUCCAGCAGCUGUUUAACCACACGAUGUUCAUUUUGGAACAAGAGGAGUAUCAGCGCGAAGGUAUAGAGUGGAAGUUUAUUGACUUCGGUCUUGAUUUACAGCCGACGAUUGAUUUAAUCGACAAACCCAUGGGUGUCAUGGCGCUGCUGGAUGAGGAAUGCUGGUUCCCCAAAGCAACUGACAAAACUUUUGUUGAAAAACUCGUCAGUGCUCACAGUGUCCAUCCUAAAUUCAUGAAAACAGAUUUUCGUGGUGUAGCUGAUUUCGCAAUAAUCCAUUACGCCGGUAAAGUUGAUUACUCGGCAGCUAAAUGGCUUAUGAAGAACAUGGACCCGUUAAAUGAGAAUGUCGUCAGUCUGCUACAGGCAUCUCAGGAUCCAUUUGUUUGUCAUAUAUGGAAAGACGCUGAGAUUGUCGGUAUGGCACAACAAGCAUUAACUGACACACAAUUUGGAGCACGAACACGUAAAGGAAUGUUCCGUACAGUAUCGCAAUUGUACAAAGAACAGUUGGCUAAAUUGAUGGUUACAUUGAGAAAUACAAAUCCUAAUUUCGUACGAUGCAUUAUUCCAAAUCAUGAGAAACGAGCUGGUAAAAUAGACGCUCCUCUGGUGCUAGAUCAAUUGAGAUGCAAUGGAGUGCUCGAGGGAAUAAGGAUUUGUCGUCAGGGAUUCCCUAAUCGUAUUCCCUUCCAAGAGUUCCGUCAGCGCUAUGAAUUACUAACGCCGAAUGUUAUUCCAAAGGGUUUUAUGGACGGCAAGAAAGCGUGCGAGAAAAUGAUCCAGGCAUUGGAAUUGGAUCCGAAUUUAUACCGCGUUGGUCAGUCGAAAAUUUUCUUCCGCGCUGGUGUCCUUGCUCACCUUGAAGAAGAGCGCGAUUAUAAAAUAACAGACCUCAUUGUUAAUUUCCAAGCAUUUUGCCGCGGAUUCCUCGCGAGACGUAACUAUCAAAAACGACUUCAGCAACUGAAUGCUAUAAGAAUUAUACAGCGUAAUUGCGCGGCUUAUUUGAAGCUCCGUAACUGGCAGUGGUGGCGAUUGUACACCAAAGUGAAGCCUCUGCUGGAGGUCACUAAGCAGGAAGAAAAAUUGACGCAGAAGGAGGAUGAGCUGAAGCAAGUACGUGAUAAGUUGGAGAUGCAGUUGCAUUCGGCGCAAGAGUACGAGCGUAAAUAUCAGCAGGCGUUGGAGGAGAAGACGAUGUUGGCUGAGCAGUUGCAGGCUGAAGUGGAACUUUGUGCUGAGGCUGAAGAAAUGCGAGCACGUUUGGCGGCACGCAAACAAGAGCUUGAAGAAAUUUUGCAUGACUUGGAAGCUCGGAUCGAGGAGGAAGAAGAACGCAGCAAUGCUUUGAAUCAGGAGAAGAAAAAAUUACAAUUAAAUAUAAGCGACUUAGAGGAACAGUUGGAGGAGGAGGAAGCAGCGAGACAGAAAUUGCAGUUGGAGAAAGUCCAGUGUGAUGCUAAAAUUAAAAAAUUGGAAGAAGAUUUAGCUUUGUCGGAUGACACUAAUCAGAAAUUGCUUAAAGAAAAGAAGCUGCUUGAAGAACGAGCCAAUGAUUUGUCUCAAACUUUGGCUGAGGAAGAAGAGAAAGCCAAACAUUUGGCUAAACUGAAGGCUAAACACGAGGCUACGAUCGCUGAUUUAGAGGAGAGACUAUUGAAAGACCAUCAACAGAGACAGGAAGUUGAUCGUUCGAAACGGAAAGUCGAGACGGAGGUCUCGGAUCUCAAGGAUCAGUUGGGCGAGAGAAAGGUCCAGGUGGAAGAGCUACAGUUGCAGUUGGGAAAACGCGAGGAAGAGCUGAACCAGGUGAUGCUGAAGGUUGAUGAAGAAGCUGCAGCUAAGGCUCAGGCACAAAAAGCACUCAGAGAGUUGGAGUCACAGCUGGCGGAGCUUCAAGAAGAUCUUGAAGCUGAAAAAGCUGCGAGAAGCAAAGCCGAGAAACUCAAGCGUGACUUGAAUGAAGAACUGGAGGCUCUGAAGAAUGAAUUGUUGGAUUCAUUGGACACUACUGCUGCUCAGCAGGAGUUGAGAAGCAAGCGCGAGCAAGAAUUGGCUACGCUGAAGAAAAAUUUGGAAGAAGAGACGUCUGUUCACGAGGGCACGCUUGCUGACAUGCGUCACAAGCACACGCAGGAGUUGACGGCAAUCAAUGAGCAGAUGGAUGCGUUGAAGAAAGCUAAAGCUGCCUUGGAAAAAGCCAAAGGCUCUUUGGAAGCAGAGAACGCUGAUCUAGCGACUGAGUUACGGUCAGUUGGUGCCAGCAGACAAGAAUCAGAUCGUCGGCGCAAACAAGCCGAGCAGCAGCUGGUCGAAUUGAAUGCCAAGCUCGCGGAAGUUGAGCGCACCAAGCAGGAGUUGGCUGAACGUGUAAUAAAACUUCAAACAGAAGCCGAAACUAUUUCCCAGCAAUUGGAAACAGCUGAGCUCAAAGCGUCGGCGGCUGUAAAAGCUUCGACUACUUGUGAGUCGCAAUUCACUGAGUUACAGCAGCAGCUGGAGGAGGAGACGAGACAGAAGCUGGCAUUGAGCUCUAAAUUACGCGCACUCGAGAGUGAAAAAGAGAGUUUGCAUGAUCAGUUGGAAGAAGAAGAAGAAGCCAAGCGCGCUCUUGAUAAGCAACUCGUGGCGUUGACUAUUCAGUUGGCUGAGGCUAAAAAACGCGGUGAUGAAGAGGCAGAAGCUGCUAUAGUACUCGAGGAAGCGAGAAAACGCUGCAUGAAAGACAUCGAAGCGCUCCAGAGACAAGUUGAAGAACUUCAAGCUGCCAAUGACAAACUAGACAAGUCCAAGAAGAAAAUUCAGGCUGAGCUAGAGGACUCGACCAUCGAACUAGAGGUACAGAGAUCCAAGGUCAUCGAGUUGGAGAAGAAACAAAAGAAUUUCGACAAAGUUUUGGCUGAAGAGAAGGCCGUUUCUGAGCAGUACGCCGAGCAACGUGACGCUGCUGAACGCGAGGCUCGUGAAAAAGAAACUAAAGUAUUGUCAUUAACACGUGAGCUGGAUGAGAUCAACGAGAAGGUAGAGGAGCUCGAGCGUGGGCGUCGUGGUCUGCAAGCUGAGCUCGAUGAGCUUGUUAACAAUCAGGGCACUGCUGAUAAAAAUGUUCAUGAAUUAGAAAAAGCUAAACGCGCACUCGAGUCUCAGUUAGCUGAACAGCGAUCGCAGGUUGAAGAGCUAGAAGACGAGCUUCAGUUCACAGAAGAUGCCAAGUUACGUUUGGAAGUAAAUAUGCAGGCGCUGAGGACACAAUUCGAGCGCGAUCUCCAAGCCAAGGAGGAGCAAGCUGAAGAAAAACGCCGCGGACUUGUCAAGCAGCUGCGGGACAUCGAGGCCGAGCUCGAAGACGAGAGAAAACAACGCGCUGCCGCGAUUGCCGCUCGCAAGAAGUUGGAGGCUGAUUACAAGGACGUCGAGCAACAGCUGGAGAUGCACAAUAAAGUGAAGGAAGAUGCUCUGAAGCAGUUGAAGAAAUUGCAGGCCCAGAUAAAAGACUGCACAAGAGAAACAGAGGAGGCUCGCGCCGCUCGUGAUGAGCUGGCGACCAGUGCUAAAGAAACAGAGAAAAAAGUUAAAAGUCUUGAGGCUGAUCUACUUCAGCUCACUGAGGAUCUUGCCAGCAGUGAGCGCGCAAGACGUACGGCUGAAAAUGAACGAGAUGAGUUGCAAGAAGAAGUUAACAAUAACGCGAAUAAGGGCACGCUCAUGCUGGAUGAGAAACGUCGACUUGAGGCGAGAAUCGCAGCUCUCGAAGAAGAGCUUGAGGAAGAGCAGUCCAACAGCGAGAUAUUUAUUGAUCGCGCGAGAAAAGGACAGAUCACGAUAGAACAAUUGACAACAGACUUGGCGACUGAGCGGUCGAGUACUCAGAAACUCGAGUCCCAGCGGAUGUUGCUCGAACGACAGAACAAAGAGCUCAAAGCUAAGCUCGCAGAACUUGAAACGGCUCAGCGCGCCAAGACCAAGGCAACUAUUCAAGCCUUGGAAUCAAAGAUCAGCAAUUUGGACGAACAGCUCGAGACUGAAGCUAAGGAACGAUUUGCCCAGCAGAAGAUCAACAGGAAGUUGGACAAAAAGCUGAAGGAGCUGAGUCUACAGCUAGAGGACGAAAGGAGAAACGCUGACCAGUAUAAGGAACAAGUCGAGAAGGCCAAUGCCCGUGUCAAGACUCUCAAGAGACAACUAGACGAGACUGAGGAAGAACUCAGCAGGCACAAAGUUCUCAAACGCAAAGCCCAGAGGGAAAUGGACGAAAUGAUUGAGUCACAUGAAAAUUUGACCCGAGAAGUUGCUAAUCUCAAAAAUAAGCUCAGGCGAGGAGGCGGGGCGACUAUUGGCUUGAGUUCAUCCCGAUUGACAAAACGCGGCUCCGUACAAACAGGCGGUUCCGGUGAUGACUCAACAACUCAAGACGAGAGUAUCGACGGCGAAGAAAGUAUCAACUAAAUCGUGCAGUGACACAUUUUUUUAAUGCAAUAAAAUUAAUUAAUUAAUUAAUUAAAUUUUCCAUAACGCAUAAUAUAAAAUUUAAAUUAACGCUCGACCGCAAAUAUAAAAAAAAAAAUAGACAUUAAUAAUAAUUUUUCUUAAUUAUCAGUGAUUAUUUUGAACGCCACUUCAUGAAACAUUUUCAUGACAAAAAAAAAGAUAUAUAUAAUUUACAAGUUUUGUAAAUUGGUAAUAGUAAAACAAGAAAAGAAAAAAAACCAAUUUAUUUCUUUAUUAUAUAAUUAAUUUUUUAAAUUUCCACUUACAAUAAGAAGUAAAUAUAUAUAUAAAUAUAAAUAUAGUUGUAUGUAUAUUACUUCGUAUAAGAUGCCAUCGGAUGAGAGAGUUAAAAGAAAUAAAAAAAAAUGUGUACAUAACUACUACUCUACUUACUGCUUUCUAACAAACCGCCGAGCGGUUUUAACGCAAAUACCUGAUUUAUUUCAUUGAUUUAUUCAGUCUAUUUAAUCAAGGUUAAUUGAGAGCUACGAAAUAAUUUAAACUCUUUAAUAAGAGCGUAAAUAAAUUCAUAAAAUAAUUCAUUGAAAUUAUUAGGGUGUUUUUAAAAUAAUAAAACAAUUGUAGGGAAUUAUUGGUGGAAAAAGACAGUUCGAUAAAUUCGAGGGCAGAUUGCUGCAUUAUUAUUAUUAAUAUUAUUAUUAUUAUUAUAUUAUUAUUUUUAUUAUUAUAUUAUAAUUAUUAUUAUAUAAAAAAUGAAAAUAACCAUCUUAAGUAGUAAUUUAAGACAUUAAUGUUUAUAUUAUUUUAUUACGCGUAUGUAUGAAAGCAUCAUCCCGUAUUCAACAAUAAUUAAUAUUAUCAAUAUAUAUAAAAUAUAUUAUUUCAAAUCUCAUUUUAAAUUUCAUUUCAAAAAAUUUUAUCUUUAUUUUUUUUCCACUUUAUUAUUUAAAUUGUUUUACGUAAACAAUUAAAAUUACUAAUGCAUUUAAUUAGAUAACGGAUUUAAAAUUUAAAAAAUUAUUUUUUAAUUGUACUUAAUUUUGUUUUUAUACUUCACUUGAUUGUAAUUUUUUGAAAUGAAAUAAAAGUAGAUAAGUAAUCGAUUUAAAUAUUUAAAAAUUUUUAGAAACUUUUUUGGAUUGACUUUUUCAAUAAAAAUAAACUCAAAUUUAUAUGAUAGUAUAUUUUUUAAUGCACGUAGUUGGGUAAUUUUUUAUAAUCAAUGCAUUUAUUAAAUGGCCUUUAAUGCAAUAGAAAAAAAA